AUGAGUCUAGCUAAAUGUGCCACCAUUCCUGAGAAGAGUAUUAAAGCUAUUAAUGAAGAUCGAGUCAAGAUGGUCAAACAGAACAAGACUGUUAAGUUUCUUCAAGCAGUUGCUGAAGUUAAUACAUUGUCACCACCACCUGCAUCUAUGCUGAAUGCGUUGCAAGAUUUGCUUAACAAAAAGGGAAAGAAAGGCAAGAAAAGGAAGGGUGAAGAAAUUGCUACUGGUACAAAGGACGAUGCAAAAAAAGCUAAGGUUGAAAAAUCAAAUCCAUCAAUAUUGGCACAGACAAAAGUUUCAACAAACAAGUCUAAAAAGUUAACAACUUCUAGUCAAGAAGGUACAUUAAAUAGUCCACCAUCUGGAGACAAGAAUGAGACAUUGAUUGCUUCAUUUGAAAGGUCACAAAGUGAAACAGAUGGCGAUUCUAGAGUUUAUUCAUCUGAUAUGGCUAAACAGUACAUCAAGUAUGGCUUUAUUGGACUUGGUGCUAUGGGAUAUGAAAUGGUAUGUAACCUUUUGAAAGGUGGAUGCAAUGUGACAGUGUGGAACAGAACAGUUGCUAAGGUUGAUGAACUUGUUGGUAAGGGCGCUCGAAAGGGUGACUCAGCAGCUGCUGUUGCCAAACAGUGUGAUGUGACAUUUGCUUGUCUUUCUAGUCCUGAAAUUUGCAAAGAAGUUGUCAUUGGACCAAAUGGCAUAAUCAAUGGCAUCUCAUCAGGGAAAGGAUAUGUUGAAAUGUCAACAGUUGAUCCUGAAACUUCAAAGGAGCUAGAAAAGCAUUGGGAUGCAUUUGUAUUGUUGCGGUCACAUCAGGAUUUAGGGCCAAAUAUGUUUGUCAUCUACCUCUAUGUCUCACAUCUCAUUUCUUGUGUCAAACAUUCUUUGAGCAUAAUUGCUUACACUUGUUACACCACACCCUCUCGAGUCGAAACUUCACAGGUUUUUGCUCCAUCUCCAUUAUCAACAUUGUCAAUCGAACGGCUCAAAAAGGCCCAGUGCAUGAUACGGUUGCAGGGUUCGAAAAAUCCGGUCGCCGAGUCGCCAUAUGGCGACAACUUCUAG
Corticium candelabrum is the source of this 1065-nucleotide messenger RNA. RefSeq names its product cytokine-like nuclear factor N-PAC. The coding region runs from base 1 to 1065 and encodes 354 amino acids. Lineage: Eukaryota; Metazoa; Porifera; Homoscleromorpha; Homosclerophorida; Plakinidae. The transcript is spliced from 13 exons. Gene Ontology annotation, molecular function: oxidoreductase activity, acting on the CH-OH group of donors, NAD or NADP as acceptor; NADP binding. The record is from RefSeq and is a predicted model, not a curated record.